Molecule: messenger RNA, 3667 nt
Organism: Diabrotica balteata
Lineage: Eukaryota; Metazoa; Arthropoda; Insecta; Coleoptera; Chrysomelidae
Source: the annotation of a GenBank genome assembly
GGCGAAUGAAAACUGUAGUUGCGGUAGAAACAAGUGCCGGCGAGAUCCGGUUAUGUAGUAGGGCUCCCUCGUACCGCUUAGCCCUAAAAAAAAUACAAACAAGUGCCGUGUGAUAAAUAUGACCUCUUCGUAGUGUGCAAUGACAUUUAAUACUUAAAUAAUCAUAGACACACCCCUAUAAUUCAACUCAUCUGUGAUAAUAAUUAUGGCCGUACGUAUGGACAACUCUACACCCAAUAGAAAAAUUAACUAUAAAGUUACGACAAAUAACGGAGGCGGCUCUGGCGGCAUCCGACCGACAUCAGCCUCGACGCAACCGUUUGGAGGCGGUGGAGGUGGCGGCGGAGGUAUAAAUAAUAAAGGGUGCGGCGCGGGCUUAGGUGCCGUAGGAGGCGGUCCCAUGGCCACUCAGCACCAGACGGCAGGCGUUUAUCGCGGUCAAUGGAGCAACGUAGGUGCCGGACAUCAACACCAACAUCCUGCGGCUGCUCCUGCAGGCUACUAUCAGCGGUACCCGAACACGGUACAACCAGCCCAAGUACAAGCACAGCUUCAAUCGCCGGCACAGAAUUCCUACACGCCUAAUAGUACUACCACCAAUAGCAAUUACAAUAAUUCUAAUUCGUACACAAAUCAAAGAGUGCCAACAGCGACAUCUCCGUCAAAUGCUAGUAGCUCGAGUAGUCAUACCGGCAGUCAAAGCGGCAACGUUUCGACUUCUCUCAGCAACAACAUGCCUAACAAUACCAAUACGUCUUCUAACAAUUCCUCGUCCGGAUCCGAGCAGCUUUCGAAGACUAACCUUUACAUCAGGGGACUGAAUCCUGCAACCACCGACAAGGAUUUAGUUAAUAUGUGUCAACAAUUCGGCACUAUCAUAUCCACCAAAGCGAUCCUAGAUAAAAAUACUAACAAAUGUAAGGGCUAUGGUUUCGUAGAUUUUGAGAGUCCCGCCGCUGCCGAAGGUGCCGUGAAGGCUUUAACCGCGAAAAACAUACAGGCUCAAAUGGCGAAAGUGGGUAUCUGGUAUCAACACCGUAGAAAAGCCACUCAACAGGAACAAGAUCCUACAAAUUUGUACAUCGCUAACUUGCCGCCGAAUUUUAAGGAAUCUGACUUGGACCAAAUGUUAUCUAAAUAUGGACAAGUUAUAUCAACGCGUAUCCUUCGGGACGCUUCUGGUAUAUCCAAAGGAGUAGGGUUCGCAAGAAUGGAAAGCAAAGAAAAAUGCGAGUAUAUCAUCCAGCACUUCAAUGCCAAAAUGCUACCAGCAAGUAAAGAACCGUUAUUGGUUAAAUUCGCCGACGGAGGCAACAAAAAGAAGAACAUGUAUAAAAAUAAUGACAACGUUAAGAUGUGGCGAGACAGUGCAGAAGGUUUAACGGCGGUUCAAUAUGAUCCGUCUACAUUGGCGCAAAAUGGAGUCGCAGGUCAGCAUUUGAUGCCGACUUUAACGAAUUACAGGCAUUAUAAUCAGUUUGUUGAUGUACAGUUUCCUUCGUACACUACUGGACAAUGGCCGUUCCCGUAUGUUAUGGCGCCUCCAUUGGCUACUGUAGAGGAAAGUUACAAUUUGCCUGGACACAUGGCAGCUCAGUAUAAGAACGACGGACAACCUCCUCGGGGAAUACCGCUUAUGAUGCCAUCUACAGAAACUACUGUUCCUUAUACAAAUAUCAUACCUCAGCUCACAACACAAAUGGGAGCAAUGCAGAUAAGUACGGGAUCAUACAUCUCCCCUCAAUAUUCGUACUACCCAUCAAUAGUACACGCUGUUCCAGUCGAUUCUGAACACACUUCCAACGCAGCAAGUCCAGAAGAUCCAUACCAAGCGUACCAAGGGCCCCCCAAGUAAUUUUUAUCUAAUUGUUGUUUUGGAACUAUUUUGUGACAUCCCAUUUGAAAAUUGCUGCAAAUCUUUAAUUUUUUAGAAAGAUGAAGGCAUUAAGAAUGCCUGAUUUAUAAUAGAGUAGUUAAUUUAUGAAUAUAGAGUUUUGGCAAUUUUUGAAUCGGUCUGAGAAGUCGUGUUUGAAAAUUGCGACUGAGUUUGUACGAUAGUUAUUUUACUGCUGAGUCAUUUGAAUGUUCGGGGAGGUAAUAUUACUUGAAAAUGAUUACAAAACUAAAAGUUGUCAAAAAUGACGAUUGAGUACAGACCAAAAAAUUAGUAAAAUUAACAUUUGGUAGAAAAGACAUGGAAAUUUAACAUUUUACCAUAUAUGAGUUGUUUGUAUGCACUUAGUUCUCACUUGUCUGAGAAUUAAGAAGUAAAGAUAUUGUUACGAUUUCACUCGACAAUCGUAAUGAUAAGCUCACAAUUUGAAAACAGAAAACAACUAAUAUGUCGUAGGUUCUGUGUCUAUUUUAAUUUUAACUUUAAGUAAUGCUGUGUGUAGACAAAUGUACAUAUUUUAUAGUAUCUGUUUCUUUAAAACCUUUCUGUUGUAUUUUGAUGUCAUAAUAACUAUACCCACUAAAAAACUACACAAGAAACUUUGUACAAGCAAUUCAUAAUUAAAAACAACUUUUAGUUUUGUGUUAGCAAUUUUCACGAUGAUAUUACACAGCUCCUAAUUUUUGUUUACAAAAAAUUAUUGUUACACGAUACAAAAAAAGGACUGAACUAUGUGUAAAGUAGAUAUUUUUGAUACAGUAUGUUCCUAGUUUGACAACUAAAAUUGUAUUAAAAAUAUGUCUUCUGAACUUAUAUCUGUGUUGGGAAAAUGCGCCUGAAUUUAACAAGUAUUUCGAUGCAAUUGGUACUACACAUCUAUGAAUGCCAAUCGACUAAGUGCUACAGUUGUUUCAGUACUUAAUAUAAAUGGUAUACCAGAUUGGUGCAUACAGCCAGUCAAAAAUUUAUUUUUUUAUUGUCUUGGUACUUAUUUUUAAUGUUUUGUAUAUACUAUCUAUCUGGAGAGCUAAUAAAGCAUUAUUACUGAUCAUAGAACCAUAUUAAUGUGUUUCUGGUAAAUGUGGUUUCAUAUAACUCCUGGUCAUUAUCUCUAGUCAUGAAACUUUGAAUAAUGAACUCUUAACCAUAGUAGCCGUUACAGUUUCUUUUUCGUACUGGAUGACCUUCCUUUGUAUUAUGUCAUUUCCGGUGUAAAAAUUCUCAAUAUCUUAAUACUCGAUAUAACUGCAGAAUUUUGAUAAUAUGUAGUUAAAAUCGAUGAGAUAAUUCACUCCAGUAAAUCCACCGGAUCUAGUAUGUUUUUAAAAUUGUUAGAUUAUUAUUAUGAUAGAGAUUAGUUGGUAAAAACUAUAAAAAAAAUGUAUCCUGUUCUUGUUUAGUUUAGAUUAACUUGUAGAAUGCAAUUUUAACAAAAUGUGUUUUAUUGUUGUUUAAAAAAUAUGCAUUGAUUCACAUCAAGAUACCGAGUAUAUACAAAAACAUAUUUUUAAUAUAAACACUUCAAAGUAUACAUGCCUACCGUCUCGUUGGAUUUUAGGAUGUGUGUACCAAUUGUGUUUUUGACAAGAUUUUUAGACUUAAGAACAACUGUACAUAAUGUUUUUUAGACAGAGCAUUUUCUAGCACAGGUCUUUUUCCAAAACGUAGGAGAAAACUAGGAUAGUAACUACAUAGUUUUACACAUUGUAAAAAGUAAUAUUGAAUGAAAAAAAAAACGACUUUUCUACAUACAGCAGUGAAAUGUGUAUUGAU